UGUCUCUUUGUUUCUGAGCCUCAGCCUGGGGUUUCAAGUCAGAAAGACAUGGUUCAAAUUCAGCCACCUCAACUCACAACCUCAGGAAAUUAUCCCAUUGCACUUUCUCCCUCUUAUACAAUUUAAUUCUUUGAACCAAGAAUACAGCCUCACAGUUUAAAAUUCAAGAAGUUUAAAGGAAAGGAAAAACCAGUUCCCCUGCCAUCCCUCCUCCCUCCCCCCACACACUAGACAUCCAUUUCCCUGACUCACGGGCAAGCAGCUAUUGUUUUUCAAUUCUUAAGUAUCUUUCCAGAGGUUUUUAAAAAAUGCAUUCAUGGAUGUGUUUUUUUUUUUUUUUUUGUCUUCCCUUUUACAUACAAAUGGCAAUGCAGUUGGUUUUGCACCUUGCUUUGCUUUUUGCAGGAGAUCUGGGAGCCAGUGUGCACCCAGUAUCUACAUCAGAGCUGAGGCAGUGCUGGCCAGAGGUUAGACCCCCAGUCCAUUCUCAUCUUAAAAUACUAUCACGUCAGUCUAUUCCAAACAAAAGCAGCAGCCUCCCCUUCUCCCACUCUGUGGCUGCCUGCAGAAGAAGUGCACUGGGACUGCUGCCUAGGUAAAAUUAGGGAGAGAAAUUGCAGGGCCAGAAAUGCAGUGACCCAAACUGAUCAUUUCCAGUAAAACAAAGACCCCCAGAGAUUUCUGUCAGUCAUAAUCAGCACCGUGGAGAGCACCCACUCUCCUGGAAAUCACAGAAGCUGGAGUCAGUGACCUUGGAAAAUCCAGGGUCUGAGUUUAUUAACCCCAGAGUGUCUGAGGGGUCGGCAGUGAGACCUGGCAAGGGUUGGGCAGCUUUUUGCCCCCAUUCUUUGUUGCCAACCUUGAUGCCAAAGAGGCAUGAGAAGGAAGUCUCCUGCAUACAGAGCACUGAAACAGGGACUAUGAGAAGUUAGAGCUGACUCUCUAAAGGGACAGUGAUCACCCUGUCACUGGGAAACUUGCAAGCUGCCACCAGCAGCGUAAAAGCAGGGUUUCCCCAUUUCUCAGAUGAGGCCAGUACCAGAGUGCAGACUGACAACCCUUCCUGUCUGGCUUUUGAUAGGGCGGGGCAGAUGGGACGUCUCCAUUGGCUCACACCACACUCAGAGUUACAUCUAAAGGCUUCCACGAUGGCCCAAUAGGCCCUGAGUGAUACCACUUCCCACUUCCCCCACCUCACCUUCUGCUACUCUCCACUUGCUCACUAGACCUGAGCCACACCAGCCCCUCACUGUUACUUUCGACACGUGCCUCACCCGCUCCUGCCACACUACGGGGAAUUUGCACUUGUUCCCUCUGCCUUGUUGCACUCCGCCUGGAAUGGGUCCCCCCUCCACACUCUACCCCCACAGAACUGCAGGACCUGCUUCCCUCUCCUCAUCUGGGCCCUUUCCAUAUCUCCAGACACGCCUUUUACCCUUUUGCUCUUCAACGCUUUGCCUCACUUUAUUUCUCUUCACAGCAGCUACUGCCACCUGAAUUGAUUUAUUUAUCUUUGCUCAAUGUCCAUCUCCCCAGCCCAGAAUGCAAGCCCUUCAAGGGGCUCUGGCAGAGCUCAGCACACAGCAGAGGGAAGUCUGGAGCCACAGAUAGAGGACCUGAUUAACCGGAUUAACGAGCUUCAGCAAGCAAAGAAGAAAUCCAGUGAGGAACUGAGAGAGACCCACACUCUCUGGGAGGCCCUGCAUAGGGAAUUAGACUCCUUGAAUGGAGAGAAAGUGCACCUAGAGGAGGUCUUGAGCAAAAAGCAAGAGGCACUCAGGAUCCUCCAGAUGCACUGCCAAGAGAAGGAAAGUGAGGCUCGGAGGUUGGAUGUCAAAGGACAGCUGGAGGAUCUGACGGGCCAGCACAAGGACCUCUGGGAAUUCCACAUGCUGGAGCAGCGACUGGCCCGGGAGAUCCGUGCCCUGGAGAGGAGCAAGGAGCAGCUGCUCUCGGAGAGGAGGCUGGUGCGCGCCAAGCUGCGGGACGUGGAGCGGCGGCUGAGCUCGCCGCCUGAGGUCGAGGGCGCCAGGGCGGUGAAUGACGGGCUGAAGGCGGAGCUAGAGAUAUUCGGGGAGCAGGUCCAGAGCGCCCCCGAGGUCGGGGCCGGCGAGGGAGAGGCCGGACCUGAGCUCCCCCGCCCCCGCGACGAGGCGGAUCCGGAGCCGCCGGUGGCUGCCCCUGACGCCCCCUAGGCCAGCAGGACCCGCCCGGUCCCCGCCCUCCCUCGAGACCGGCCAAGAAAUAAAGGCGAUAAUUUCCGACCGUGCCUGCGUUCUCCCCGGAGUCUGUGCUUCACGGUGGAGAGGGGAGGGGCGUCCUGGGGUCUCGAGGCGGGGCCUCUGCCUGACCCCGCCCUCCAGUCAAGCCCCAGGCGCCAGAGGCUCGGUAAAUGCUCCUGAGCUCAGAGAGAGUAAAGUGGGUGUCAGGACCCCCCGCCCCACAGCCUCAUCUCGAGUUCCCAAAUCUGUGUUGUCAACAGGGGCUAGAGGGCACGUGUUAACCCAUUCUGGUCCUCAGGGUCUGUGUGUCUCCGGUGGUCUCAGGAAACCCAGAGUCUCUGCAAGACCCACAGACUCGCGCUAGCUCUGGGACGUGUCCGCCCAUCUGAGCUCCUCUCACACAUUGGAUUCUAGCCAAGGCUGCCUCUCCACCCUUCUCAAACACUCCAAACACGUGUCCCUUCCGGGCCUUUGCCCUGCUGGUCCUCGUCUGGGGUCACAUCCCCUAGGCCACCUCAGAUCUGUUAAAUGUGUCCGCCACUCCGGAGGCCAGCCUUGGGAACUCAACUCCAAAGGCACCCGGCACCAGGCUGCUGCCAUUGACCGAGCAUGUAGUGACUAAGCAGGCAUUUGCCGAUUGCCUGCUGGGUACCAGGCACUGUUGUAAGCCCUGGAUUUUAAACAGCGCGGUUAGCGAAGCCUCACCUAGAAAGUGGUAUCUGAGCGGAGAAGUGAGGUAGCAAAGGAGGGAGUGAGCCCUGUGGGUGUUUGGGGAAAGGUGCGCCUGGCAGAAGACAUACCUCAUGCCAAGGCCUGGAGGUGAGGCUGCACUUCGCUGUGUUUGAGGAGCCGUCUGGAGGAGGCCUGCGUGGUGGAGUGGAAUGAGGUAGAGUGGGGUGGGAGACGACACUGGAGAGUUGCCAGGGACCAGUCAAGUUGGGCAUUAUCUAAUGUGUGUAGAAGAGGACCUGGUACACAGUAUUCAGUGAAUGUCAACUCUCACAUACUGUUGUGAUGAUUCACUAUUCCCAGUGCCUAGAGAAUGGGAACUGAGACCUGUGACUCACUUAAAUCAGGGCUUCUGUCCAUUAAGUGAUCAGUAAGUGGUUCAUAUGAUUUAUUAUUAUUAUUAUUCUCAGGCUACAGAUGAGGAACACCAAGGUGUGUAUAUCUCUCAGAACAGAGAUUUUUAUACAGUAAAUGCUCAAUAAAUGGUAUCUAUCAUUAAUUUUU
Molecule: messenger RNA, 3455 nt
Organism: Macaca mulatta (Rhesus monkey)
Lineage: Eukaryota; Metazoa; Chordata; Mammalia; Primates; Cercopithecidae
Gene: SYCE1L
Product: synaptonemal complex central element protein 1 like
Biological process (GO): synaptonemal complex assembly
Cellular component (GO): synaptonemal complex
Source: RefSeq, a predicted model, not a curated record